GGCCUGAGGGCAGCGGGCGACAUGGCUGCCGAGGGGGACCUGGAGGCGCUGGCCGCCGCGCGGCCGCUGCUCACGGACCUCUACCAGGUCACCAUGGCGCUGGGCUACUGGCGCGCGGGCCGGGCGCGCGACGCCGCCGAGUUCGAGCUCUUCUUCCGCCGCUGCCCGUUCGGCGGCGCCUUCGCGCUGUUCGCGGGGCUGCGCGACUGCGUGCGCUUCCUGCGCGCCUUCCGCCUGCGGGACGCAGACGUGCGGUUCCUGGCCUCGGCGCUGCCCCCAGACACGGACCCCGCGUUCUUCGAGCACCUUCGGGCUCUCGAUUGCUCCGGGGUGACGGUGCGGGCCCUGCCCGAGGGCUCCCUCGCCUUCCCGGGCGUGCCGCUGCUGCAGGUGUCCGGGCCGCUCUUGGUGGUGCAGCUGCUGGAGACGCCGCUCCUCUGCCUGGUGGGCUACGCCAGCCUCGUGGCCACCAGUGCUGCACGGCUUCGGCUGAUCGCAGGACCAGAGAAGCGGCUGAUGGAGAUGGGUCUGCGGCGGGCCCAGGGCCCAGACGGCGGCCUCACUGCCUCCACCUACAGCUACCUGGGCGGUUUCGACAGCAGCAGCAAUGUGCUUGCCGGACAGCUGCGGGGGGUGCCCGUGACCGGGACCCUGGCCCACUCGUUCGUCACUUCCUUUUCGGGCAGUGAGGUGCCCCCUGACCCGAUGUUGGCCCCAGCUGCCGGGGAGGGACCUGGGGUGGACCUGGCUGCCAGUGCGAAGGUGUGGCUGGCGCGUGUGUGCGCCCACCUGGAGCUGGGGGUGCAGGAGCCGCACCCCGGGGAGCGAGCCGCCUUCGUGGCCUAUGCCCUGGCCUUUCCCCGGGCCUUCCAGGGCCUGCUGGACUCCUACAGUGUGCGGAGGAGCGGCCUCCCCAACUUCCUGGCGGUUGCCCUGGCCCUGGCGGAGCUGGGCUACCGGGCAGUGGGAGUGAGGCUGGACAGCGGUGACCUCCUUCAGCAGGCCCGGGAGGUCCGGGAGGUCCUGCAGACCACUGCCGCUCAUUUCCAGGUGCCCUGGCUGGAGCGGCUGUGCAUCACAGUCAGUAACAACGUCGAUGAGGAGGCGCUGGCCCGGCUGGCCCAGGAGGGCAGUGAGGUAAACGUCGUCGGCAUCGGCACCAGCGUGGUCACCUGCCCCCAACAGCCUUCCCUGGGCUGCGUCUACAAGCUGGUGUCCGUGGGGGGCCAGCCUCGGAUGAAGCUCACCGAGGACCCCGAGAAGCAGACGCUGCCGGGCAGCAAGGCUGCCUUCCGGCUCCUGGGUGCUGACGGGGCCCUGCUGUCCGACGUGCUGCAGUUGGUGGAAGAGCCGCCGCCCCAGGCUGGGCAGGAGCUGAGGGUGUGGCCUCGAGGGGCCCGGGAGCCCUGCACGGUGACACCAGCCCAGGUGGAGCCACUGCUGCAACUCUGGGUGCAGAAGGGACAGCUGUGCCAGCCGCUGCCGUCCCUGGCCGAGUCGCGAGCGUUCGCCCAGCUGUCCCUGAGCCGCCUCGGCCUGGCGCACAGGUGGUUGCACGGCCCUGAGCUGUACCAGGUGGCGCUGUCCGAGAAGCUUCAGGCCCUGGUGGACAGUCUGAGCGCCAGGGGCUCCCCGUGAAAGUCGGAGGCGAGGGGGCUUUCUGGAAACAGCACGAUCGCUCGCUGGCCUCCA
Lepus europaeus (European hare) is the source of this 1692-nucleotide messenger RNA. RefSeq names its product nicotinate phosphoribosyltransferase (gene NAPRT). The record is from RefSeq and is a predicted model, not a curated record. NCBI's taxonomy places the organism in Eukaryota, Metazoa, Chordata, Mammalia, Lagomorpha, Leporidae. Bases 22 to 1638 code for a protein of 538 amino acids. Gene Ontology annotation, biological process: NAD+ biosynthetic process. The transcript has 13 exons. Gene Ontology annotation, molecular function: nicotinate phosphoribosyltransferase activity.